UGAUAUCCUAGCAUCAACUUGGCGUAUCAACUUCGUGAAUCAACACAAGCCGACCGCAAUAUUCAACGAAAGUCUCUGAUCUGAUCCACCGGUUCUUAACCUCAUUUCAUUGUCCCAACCCCCAUCUCUUCACUUACCUUGAACAAUAUCGCGCCAAAGCGGGGCAGAGCACGAACGAGCACGCGAUGGCGGAUUUGUCGACUCGAUACCCGCGCAUUGUCAUCGAGUUCUGUACGGCCUGCAAAUGGAAUCUGCGAGCCGCCUACUUUGCUCAAGAGUUGUUGCAAACUUUUAGUACGGACUUGGGAGAAGUCUCGCUGCAGCCAGGAACGGGAGGUAUCUUCAAGGUUCAUCUCUAUGACGAAGAGCCUGGUCCAACUGAGGAGGAUGAGGCAACUAUCGAAGAGUACCUGUUAUGGGAUAGAAAAGCGGAAGGUGGUUUUCCGGAAACCAAAGAGCUCAAGCGCCGAGUAAGAGACAUUAUAGACCCAAACCGUAACCUCGGUCAUGUCGACGGAAAGAAAUCAAUACCCUCCGCCCCUCCCCAAAAUCCAACACCUCAAAAUGCGAGCAGCUCCACCAAACCCCAAAACUAUAUGGGCAACCCACCCAUCCCACGCGCCUUAAACCGUCUCCAGCACCUCUCGGUCGAAGAAUCGCACCCCAGUGCAGAGAGAAAAUUCACGCCUAUGGAUGUAGAUGUUAACUCGAGACCUACGAGCAGUAAAGGAGACGCUGGAGAAGGAGAGGUGUUGAACUCGAGGGGAAAGAUUGUGAUUACCGGGGACAGUGAGGGAGGCGGGUAUUGUAUGCCUGGAGAUGAUUGUGGUUGAUGAUUCACCAACACGCUCGACUUAUAGAGCAGUACAAGGAAGGAGAUUGAAGGGAGUAUGUAGAAUAUGUACAUUUGUUUCAUAACCCCUGCAUGAUGCAAUGACCUCCUCCUCCACCUCCACGUGGAAGCUGCGAAAGUCUCGCUCGCGGCUUAAGGAGAACGCCUUCCCUUCAACACUGUAUCUCAAUACCCCGUUCUUCCUCCCUUUUCUCUGUAUUAUCCUAUCCCUCCCAGCGCCAUGACACUUAGCAAUCCUCUUCAAUUCUUCCUACCGGCGCUACACUGCUUAACCACCUCGUCCUUCGUCCCCUUCGACUCUGGUGUUACAGUCUCCUUCCACUUCUCACCAGACUUCCUUCCUCUCACCAGUACCUCUCUCUUUCCCCCCUCAACGGGUUCUAGCU
Molecule: messenger RNA, 1239 nt
Organism: Hyaloscypha bicolor E
Lineage: Eukaryota; Fungi; Ascomycota; Leotiomycetes; Helotiales; Hyaloscyphaceae
Exons: 4
Coding region: 186-833 (215 amino acids)
Source: RefSeq, a predicted model, not a curated record